This is a messenger RNA of Colossoma macropomum (tambaqui), 6753 nucleotides long. It is a transcript of the gene abhd14a, whose product is annotated as abhydrolase domain containing 14A. The coding region runs from base 143 to 937 and encodes 264 amino acids. Lineage: Eukaryota; Metazoa; Chordata; Actinopteri; Characiformes; Serrasalmidae. Gene Ontology annotation, cellular component: cytoplasm. The transcript is spliced from 5 exons. The record is from RefSeq and is a predicted model, not a curated record.
AACUGUUAUUGUGCUUGCUGGGCUGAAAUGUUCCACUGUUCUGGUGUUUCUAGGAUGAUAAUUUCGUCAGAUUAUCUGUUUUCGAGCUGCUUCUCGACGACUUGUUCUGCGUUAAUCCCUGCCUAGAUAGAAUCUGAUAAACAUGAACGUCUUUCGUAACCGCGUGGCCGUGCUCGGCCUGGUGUUGCUCGCCACGGUGCUGCUGUACCUGCUGCUGCCAGCGAUGAGGCAGGGCAGCAUGGAGCCGUCUCUGGCGGUCCAGCGGAUGGCGCUCAUGGCCGCUUCCGUUCCACCCUCGACUCCCAACAUCACCGUCCGGACGGGGCAGCUGCCCAGCGACCCGCCGCUGUUCUUCAGAGAGGCUCUGCCUGUGGACUCCGCCGGGAGGCAGAUACUGCCCAGGCUGCAGGUGGUCCUCUUGCACGGUCAGGCCUUCACCUCUAAAACCUGGGAGGAACUGGGCACGCUCAGUUUGCUCGCGGCCAACGGAUAUCAGGCCCUCGCCCUGGACCUGCCCGGUUUUGGAAAGUCUCCAGCCUCAGAGUCAGUGAAGUCUGAUCAGAAUCGUGUGGAUUUGCUGAAGCGGUUUCUCGAGGCUUUAGGCGUUCGGUCUCCGGUGCUGUUGAGUCCGUCUAUGAGUGGUCACUACGCCCUGCCCUUCCUGCAGAAACACAGCAGUCAGCUCCAUGGCUUCAUACCCAUCGCUCCGGUCGCCACACGGACACUCACUCCGCAGCAGUACCAGGACAUCCAGACUCCUACGCUGAUCGUGUUUGGUGAACUGGACACUAAUUUGGGCGCUCAGUCUCUGAAGAACCUGCAGCAGCUUCCCCGCCACACUGUGGUCAAACUGGCCGGAGCGCGACACGCCUGCUACAUGGACAAACCCCGCGAGUUCCACCAGGCCCUGCUGGACUUCCUCAACAAACUGGACUGACGAGGGGGCAGCAGCAUGUGAGGACUGUGGAAGAGAGGAUAGGAGGAUGUGAGGGAGAGAAAACGGAUAACGUUCACAUUACAAAGCAGUCAGUGACUCAUAUCUGUAAUUGCGCACGUCUGCUCCGAAAAAAUGAACCUGCAUCAGUUUUACUGUCACAUAAUUUACACGGUGUAAAAUUUGAGUCGAAUUCUUAUGAGCAAAGCUCCCUUCAGUACAACAGAUUAUAAAAACAUAGCAAAAAUAAAGCUAAUAAAUAAGAUUAUAAGCUACUACCACUACCACUACCACUACUACUACUAAUAAUAAUGAUAAUAAUAAUAAUAACAGUAGUAAUAGUGGGUAAAAUAAGACAGUAGAAAUACACAUUGUGUAACAUUUUAAAGUGAUUUACAGUAAUUCUACAUUAAUCACUGGAUGAAUUCUGAGUUACAAACUACCACUUCUAGCCUGUAAUGUGAACGUAGCCUGAGGAGGCUCUUACAGAGUGAAGAGCGAUCGGCCACAUCGUGCUUUUUCAUAGCUGAGUGUACUCGUGCGUACCUGCAUGCUCCGCUCCAUCCUAACCGUGACUCACAGUGCCAUACGCUGUUGAUAAUGGCAGUCUGUGCAAAAUAGUUACUGCAGACUCAAUUAUUACACAUUGUUUUCCAUAUUUGGUGUCAAAUGGUUUAGUGUUACAGUCCAUUCAGACAUUCAAACAGGACACAGGCCGAGUCGUGUUUGACUUCCAGUGAUGCAGAUACUCGUCCUGUGUUUUAAUGCUGUUUAAUGUGCUUUUGCUACUCACGCAUGUUACAUGAGUGGCCACUCGCGGGACACGGGGGGGAAGUAGAGAGGACAGAGGGGAGCAGAAAUUUUCGACAAUAGUGCACUCGCCCUCGGUUAGUCUGGAUUCAGCUAGCUAACCAAACUUAGAAUGAUGUUUGAGCGUAAUGAACAUAAAAUAUGUGAAUGACAGCUUUAGUUUCUGCCGUAGCUUCAGGUUUAGAAUGAGAUCAGUUGUGCAUUGCACUUGUUUUUGUUGUUACUAGCUGUGUGGCCCUUAGCUAACUAGCUAGCUAGUGGACUUAAUCAGCAUCAUCAGCAGACGUGCAUAACAGAGUAGUUUGCUUCAUAAAACCCAGUUUAAAGCAAAUUGAAUAAUUUUGUUUUGAAAUAUUGAAAGCUGCACUUUGUAAGAAUUUUGUUUUCUCAAAAUUGUAACAGAGUGAGGAGAACAUAAACAGGCUAAGAUAUGGAGCUGCAAGUCGCCCUGUAAAGCCUGAAAUAAUCAUUUAAAAUGUCUUUACGUAUUAAUGUCACACAAAGACUCAAAAAGAAGGUCCGGCUCGAUGUUUCGGCCUCAAAUGAUCUCAAAUCAACAUCAUACUGCUGAAGAUGUGAUGACAGUAGUAGAUAAUUCACUCACAUCCUCAGAAGACGCUCCAUCACCAAGUUUAGACUGAGUUCUCCUUGAAUUCUCUUUCAGUCGUCAGAUUCAUCCAAUCUGGUUGGGUCCAAAACACAACUUGUUCUUCUGCGCAUUGCGUGCAAUUACGCGUUUUUACCAGAGAGGUCUCCAAAUCCCCGAAUCUUACCAGGUGCAGCUUACAGUGUUUCUAAGUACUGUUUUAUUGUGGAUUAUAUGCAGCUUUUCAGGGGGUUUGAAAGUGACUUCUGGAGAACUUCUACUGCUAGUGUUGACAUUUACGUUGGCUCGGUCCCUCACUACUCCAAGGGAUCAACUAACAAGCAUCAGUUGAGUUGAUACAGUAAUGGAACGGCCCUUAAGAUGGUGUUUGGGGGUUCCCUGAAUGGACAAUGGUAAGGGCAAGAGGACAAGAGCGUGUUAAAACUGGUACUGAAAUAUUAGGCUGACGUUGUACACUUUCCAAGCUGAGUAAUUUAAGUUAAACGUUUAAGCCAUUCAGCCUUUGCUGUUUGGCCAGUUUGACAGGUAUUUGUAAGAACAUGCACAAACACAUUAAUAACAACAUCAACCACAGUGAUCUGACCGUUAGUGACUCAGUGAACGCUUGGCACUUUUUUAAUGAUUCAUGAUGAUCUGCAUAUAAGAAAAGCUGUGAGGUUUCUUUACUCACGCUUUGAUCAAACUGACGUCCAAACUGAUUUCCUUGGUGAUUUAGGUGGCAGUGCUGUGAGAUCAUUUGACAAUACAAAUAUUCUGAUUGUACUAGAAUAUAUAGUAUAUAUAUAUUCCAGUAUAUAUAGUAUAGUGCAUAUAUUGGAAUAUAUAGUAUUGCGACUAUACUAGAAUAUACAUAUUGCAAUCCUACAAUAUAAGCUGUGUUCCAAAGCCCAGGCUCCAGCCGAGGUAGGACAGGUCCUCGGUUGGACUGUCCUAUGAAGACUUCUUCUUAGUAGCCUAUUGGUCACACAAGUGGAGCAGUCCUACGACGCUGCAUAGUGAUGUCACCAGAAAGACCCUCCUCUUGCAAUUGCGGUGGGAAACUUGUGAGGGAACUGGUGAGAGAAAAUGGAGCCCAUUGCAUUGAGUUUGUUGCUAUGGUAGCUAUAUAUAAACUACAUAUAUAUACAAAUACUUCUGAGUAAAAUACAAAAUAUGGACGAAUUCUUUAAUCAAUCAAUCAUUUUCCACUUCAUAAGGUAACAAAGACGAAUUCAAGGACGUGAACAGCUUACAUUUUAAACUAAGCUCUGCUCCAACGGCUUCGUUUUCCGCCAUUUUCGUGGUGCUGUUUUUUUUCCCUCUGCGUUAUUCGUGCUCAGAGAAUUGUGGGUAACGAAGGCAGAUGCAUCUGUUGCGUCCUUGAAAUCACUCCGAACGUUGGCUGCAUUUCUAGGCUGUAUACGAAGGGUCCUUUACUUUGUAAUGGCCUACUAUGACUUAACAGCAGAAAUGCAGCCUCGGCUUUGGAACGCAGCUACAGUGAGAAUGCAUGGGUGAAACAAUAAUCUGGUGAGGGUUAAUAUGAGCCAAAAUAAUUUGCAUUUCAUCUCUGUCCAAAAACAAAUCUUGUAGCUAUACAGGAGAAGAAAAAACGUUCUUUAGUUUUAAUAUAAGUUAAUGUAAAGAGAUUUUAUUGCAGGUGAUUUUGGAGCAUUUCUAUUGGUCCAAUCGUCAUGAAACGUCCACGCAGUGUAAAAGACAGAUGCUGUUUUUAAUAGUAUGUCCGAAAAUCUAAAUCUGAAAAAAGGGAGAAAUGUUUUUUUUGUUAACAGUGACCAUUUGUUGGACUGCAUGAACUUUGGUUUAAACUGUGAUUGGUAAAUUAAACAGUAAUAAACACUGUGAUUGGUUAGAGCAGACGUGCUUGUGUCCAGCACACUUUGGUAGUUUUCCUACUCAAACACACUCACUACACCAGGCAGUUAACAGAUGAGUGUAAUCAGGUGUGUUUGAGUAGGUUAAUCACCGAACUCCGGCCCUCCAGGACUGGAGUUGUGCAUCGAUGAGAGAUGAGAGACUAAUUUGCAUAUUGUUGCCUUCUGUUAUAUCUGUACUGCAAACUCCAGUAUCACAAUAACGAUUAACAGACAGUACAUCGUGCAGCCGGACAGGAGACAAAUACCUGCUUUUAUUUGUGAUGUGAUGAAAGUUGCAGGUUGAUUACAGUGAAUGUCUACAGUUGUUACAGUUGCUAUUUUCCUCCACUCACAUAUUUUAGAGAACUGUCCUCCUCCGGAGUUUAGAUCCAGCUCUAAUCUAACACAGCUGAUCCAGCUUAUAAAGGAUUUCAUCCACAUCCGAAUAUUAAAGGCAGGUGGACCGGCUUAGGGUUGGAACUAAACUCUGCAGGGUGAAUCCCCUGAAGAAGGGUCGGGGUAGCCUACUCUGAUCAGACUCCAGUCCUGGAGAGCUUCAUGUUUUCUCAGAUUUAAAGCAAAAGUGUGGACAAAAAUCAAAUUUUCACAAUCCUACCCCAAAUGUAGUCGAUCAGCCAAGACGUGUUUGGUGUUUGGAGUUUGCUUCUUUAGUUUUAGUGCUGUAAUGGAAGUAAUCUGGAAAGUAUAGCUGAUUAGCGUGGUGCUAACUGCACGCCUAAACAGAGACAGUUCAGUUGCUAAAAAAAUGAAUGGGAUAGCUGAUAAUGCACAGCAUGGAGGCUGUAUUACAGGAAUUCCCACCCCAAUCACCUUGUUGGUAAAGGCAUAAGCAGUAAAAGCCCACUGUUAUUGAGAUAUUUCCAUACAUCGUAAGAUGUGCAUUAUUUGAAGCAAACGCUACAAACUGUUUAUCCCAUUUUUUGUCAGAUUUUGCCAGUGAUUUUGAAUCUGUUUGUAAAACAUUAAUGUGGCUUUCAGUUUCAGUUAUAUGGUGCAUUUUUACCAGCUGGCUUUCAGUUUGAGCCAAAAAACGUGAAUGUGAUACUAUUGUACUAAUUUCUGCUAGCGCCCCCUAUGGGGAUUCUAGUAGUAUAUUAGCGCUAAGCUAACAGUGGUCAUUUUCUUUUGGCUGUUCUAGAUUAAACACGCAUAUCUGAAGUUUGUAAAAGACAAUCCAUAUUUCAUUUGAGGCUUGUAACAGACAUUAUCAUAUAUCUGAUCUUGUGUGUAUCAGUUUUGCAGUGACUCUUUGAGUAAAGAGUGACAUAGAGCCGCCGCCACUGUUUAACAUUCCUAACAACUAACUAAAACACUGCUUAGGCUACGACUUGUGUUCACAGUCCGUGAUGUAUCUAGAACUUCAGAUGGUCUAGGGUGAUGUUAUUUCUCAAGAAAUUGGCACCAUUGUUAAUCAAAAUGUGAUUGGUUGAUUCCUCUGUUACUUCCUAACUAUGUUGGUAGUUAAUCUAAAAUCUAAGGCUCUCAGUCCAGCUCCUGAGGUCCAACCAAUGGGAGAGCAGAUUGGCUGUAUCUGCCUAGAUACCACAGAGAAAACAAUCCUGAUUGGACAAUUUUCUGUGUGGUGUUUCCAAGUAUUGAAUACUUCUGUUUGCAACCUAAACUUACCAGUGAAAUAAGAGUAUUACUACAGUACUGACAGAGUUUAAAUAGAACAAGAAUAAUGAUUAUAUUAAAUAACUAACUAAAAUUAGGGAUUUGUAUUUUUUAAAACACAUAAAAAUCUGUUUUUUAGGCUUUAAGAUGGCCACUGCAGCUGUUUUUAGCCUCUAUUAUUUGCUAGCUACAUUAGCAUCACAGCUCGAGUGUGAAACGAAGGAAGCCACCAAACAUGUCUUGUCUGACUGCAUUUGGGGUGAGAGGGAAAUUUUGUAAAUAGCUUUUUUUGGCACUUUAAAACUUGAUUUAACCUCUCAGCUCAGUACCAGCAGCUUUGUGAGCUGAAUUGUCUGUUAAGGCAGGAUAAACGCUGAACUCUGUGGGCUUUCAGGACCGGAGUUUGACAUUCCUGCUUUCCAGACUGUUGACAUUGUUAGCAUGCUAGCCUCUAGCAUUGGGCUAGGGUGCUGAGAUUAGCACCUCUUUUGGCUCUUCAGCUCAUUUCAGUGUCCAUUAACUGAAUUAAGUGUGUCAGGAAAGCUAAAGCAGUCCUGUCUGUGUGCUGAGUGUAACCAACCUAACAUCACAACACUAAAUAUAACCUGCAUGUUAGCGAUUCCUGCUGUGGUAUUAAUAGCUGUGUGAGAGGAAUAUGAAGGUAUUAUUUCUCUCAGACAGGAGGAGGUUUUUAUUUAUAAAAGCUUGUAUAGUCCAGCUUUUUUAGCCCUCAGUUAGACGAGCCUUUCAGUAACGGCCACACGCAGCUAGUCGCUAGUUGAGCUAUUUAUUUAUUUAUGUUUCUAGAGGUUUUAUCCAUUAAAAUGUAUGUACAGUGUAUAGAGUGUGUGGACAUUAUGGUCUGUCUUUGGUCUGCAACUUGUAAAUAUUCAUUAAAAAUGAAAAAUGAA